Molecule: messenger RNA, 4090 nt
Organism: Lytechinus pictus (painted urchin)
Lineage: Eukaryota; Metazoa; Echinodermata; Echinoidea; Temnopleuroida; Toxopneustidae
Exons: 13
Coding region: 271-1632 (453 amino acids)
Biological process (GO): carbohydrate metabolic process
Molecular function (GO): xylose isomerase activity
Source: RefSeq, a predicted model, not a curated record
ACGUAAACACGGUAUCACAAAGCUCAAACUCGAUUUUGGGGGGUAAUAAAGCCACGCCCCUCUACCACGUAAUAUGGUACUUCUGUGGCCGGCCGGGGUACGUUAGAUAAGAGCGCCGACGACGCCGCCGAGAACCGCAACAGCUAAAGUUAGCCCGGAAAAACCUAACUCUUCUCCUGUUCCUCGUCCGUAAAUUAGCUGUGCUAUUCUUCAGGAUCUACCACAGGUUCGAACCUCAAUUACUUUAAAAAGAAUCUUCACAACGUGGUCAUGUCUCAACACAAGUCAAAAAGAGCGAGAAAAGAUGAAAACAACGGGUCAAAUGAAUUCUUCCCAGGUAUUAACCAGAUAAAGUACAAGCCAGAUGCCAAACCAACUGAUUUGCUGUGCUAUAAACAUUACAAUGCAGAUGAGGAGGUCCUUGGAAAGAGCAUGGCAGAGUGGCUUCGGUUCUCUGUGUGUUAUUGGCACACAUUCAGGGGUGUAGGUCUGGACCCCUUUGGAGGACCAACUAUUAGCAGACAUUGGGAUGAUGGAAGUGAAAGCUUAGAGAAUGCCAAGAGACGAUUAAGGGUAGCUUUUGAGUUCUUCACCAAACUAGGUAUCAGAUACUGGUCAUUUCAUGACAGAGAUAUAGCACCAGAGGGUGCUACAAUAGAAGAAUCAAAUCACAAUCUUGAUGAGAUUGUUAAUCUUGCUCUGGAACUCCAGAAUAAAACAGGAGUGAAGCUACUCUGGAACACUUGUAAUCUAUUCUCACACAAAAGAUACAUGAAUGGAGCAGCCACCAACCCAGAUGCUCAUGUUGUAGCAUACGCUGCAGCAGCUGUCAAGAAAGGACUUGAGAUUGGGAAGAAACUUGGCGGAGAAAACUUUGUUUUCUGGGGAGGACGAGAGGGCUACCAAAGCCUGCUCAAUACUGACCUACAGGGAGAGCUCUCUCACAUGGCUAACUUCUUUAAGAUGGCUGUUAAAUACAAGAAUGAGAUUGGAUUUACUGGUCAGCUAUUGAUUGAACCCAAACCUAAAGAACCUACCAGACACCAAUAUGAUUAUGAUGCAAUGACUGUGAUCGGUUUCUUGCAGCACUUUGAUCUUGAGAAUGAUUUCAAACUGAACAUUGAACCAAACCAUACCAUGUUAGCAGGACAUGCCUAUGAACAUGAUAUUGUUAUGGCUUCUGCUCUUCGUAUGCUUGGAUCUAUUGAUGCUAAUACUGGAUCACCUGAUCUUGGUUGGGAUACUGAUCAGUUUCCUAUGGAUAUCAGAGGAGCUGCUGCUAUAUGCAAGUGCAUCAUAGAUCAGGGUGGUUUAGCUCCUGGUGGUUUAAACUUUGAUGCUAAGGUACGUCGCGAAUCAACAGACUUAGCAGAUAUGUUCUAUGCUCACAUUGGAGCAAUGGAUUCCUUUGCUAGAGGGCUACGAAUCGCUGCUAAGCUCAUCAGCGAUGGACAUCUUCAAAAGAUGGUAGAGGAUCGUUAUUCCAGCUUUACUCAUGGCAUUGGACUGAAAAUUGCAGAAGGAACGGCUACUCUUCAGGAAUGUGAGGCAUUCAUCAAGAAAGCUGGAGAGCCCUCAGUGACCUCGGGUCAACAGGAGAAAUAUGAAUCGCUUGUCAAUCGCUAUGUUUAGAUCUCAUCAUAGUGCUUGCAUUCCAGCUUGCCGCCCAUUUAUUGGUUUGGCCAUAUAACUCUUGAUGCAGAAAUUGUACAAAUCAUUCGUAUAUUUUGUUCAUUGGUAAUGGUUAAUGUACUCAUUUUCUUCACUUUGUGUUAUCUUUGAACUGUCCAUAAAAUGUUUCCAGUAUAAAUCAUGUCUGAUGGUAGAUAUACCUGCAAUUGGCAUAGAGAAUUGUUUGUUGCAGUGUGGUGGAUAUAUGUUCAGAAGAUUUUGUAGAUUAUAUGUAUAUGUAUAUGCAAUUAGUAUUCGUUUUGUAUGAAUUAAUUGAAAUGAAUUAUGGACUAAACAUUUUUUUUUCCUUUCCCAUUGUUUGUAUGCUCAUUGUUAUAAGCAAAGCAUUUAAGAAUUUUGUGUGAGUUUCUUUUUUGAUAUGAUGUGUAAGUUUGCCAUUAAUUUGAAUCUCUUAAAACAAUAUUUGAUUACUGUAUUUUGAUAUUGAGACAAUUACAAAUAUUCACAAUCAGUUUUAUCGAUCAUUUAUUUUAUCGAUAUUUGAACCGAUCUUUUUUAUUGUCAUGAUUGCAUUCGUGGAAAUUAAAUAAAAUUAAUAGAUCAAUCCUCUCAAUUAUUAUACUUGAUAUAAUUGAUUAUUAAACUGUAUAGUGCAAUUUUAAUUCUAAAGAAGGUAACAUCUAUAUGUGAAAUGAGGGUCAAAUAUCCAUAUGAUGUAUUAAAUUAGUCAUUUGAGUUAUAGCUAGAUCAAAGCAAAAGUUGGUAUUGACUUUGUUUUCUGUAAGACAUACAUUAUUGAAAAAUUCUGCAUCUGCUGCUAUAUGUUUAGAUAGUAUCUCAUAUGUGUCCAGUCCAGAGAAGGAGUCAUUAACUCUCCUUACGAUACUAUUUGGUAUGUAAUGUAUGGGAUACACAAUUGAUUGUAAUUGAUGUAACAAAUAGUGUGUGAAAUAAUUAUUUUCUUCCAAAGUAACAUAUUCUUAUGUAAAGCCUGUCUACAUUGUUGGUAAAGGGUCAUUUAUGUGAAUUAGACUCAAGUAUCAUUUAACAUUCCCAUAUUACAAAAGUGUUGAAGGCAUGGAAUGUGUUUCAACAGCAAUAAGAAUUUAAAUUUUGCAAUUUUUCAUCUUCGAGAGUUUGAAUGUGGCAUCUAGCGCCCUCUCUUGAUAAUGUUUUUCUUUUUUUUUAAAUAGCCCUUUGAACACUUACUAGUACUUUACCAAUUUAGUAAUUGGGUAUAGAGUACCAAAGUUACCAUGGUGUCAUGGCAGGCUGGUUCUAAACAAAUGAACCCAGAAUGAAAGCGUGUGUUUCUUAGGAGAAAAUGGCUGCUAUCGGAAUUUGAUCGCUUGCAACCUCUUUUUCAGAUGAGCCAAAUUCAUACAAAUGUGUACGGACGAUCGUCAGCUGUGACUAUGUUUAGAACCAGCCCACCAUGACACCAUGGCAACUGAUGUCACACUUCUAUCAGAAAGCUACUGACAUUCAAUGUUUGAGUGGGGUUUUAUGUAAACAAGAUAUAAACAUGCAGAGAUCAUGUACUUGAUUGAAUUCAGUUUUGAUGUAAAAUUGCUGGUAAUUUUAAUCCCCAUAACACUUUUAUCUGAUAUCCUUUGUAUCAUAGCUUGUUUUAGUGCAAGCACAUUCAAUAUUAAUCUAGAAAUGAAUAAGAUCAGUGACACUGAUAUUUUGGGCAUUUACCAAAACUAGAGAUAGGCUUAAAGUGAGAAUUGUUUGCCUAAAGUAAUCUUUUCAUAUCUGUUAUAGAUCUUUAUAAUAGAUAUGUCUGUCAAUUUUCUAUUAUUCUUCUUAGUGAUUAUGAAAGCUUGUUUUUAACCAAUGUUUCCUCAUUUAUUUGUAUAAAUUUGAUUUGUAUUAUCAAGAAGAAGGUAAUACUGUGUGAUACUGCCUUAGUGUAAUAGAGAUAAAUUACUUCGUAGGCCCCCCCCCCCCAUCAAACCUUUAGAUAUUACCUUUUUCUCUAAUGCCUUUCAAAAAUAAUUCAAAUUUCUGAGUGUAAUUGAUUUAUAUGUUAAAAAAUAGAAAUGUCCUGCAAAUAUUUAUAAUUGAAUCUUGCCUUAACAACUCAAAGAAAUUAUUUUUCUCAUUUUAUGCAAUCCAGAUAUUCUAGAAUUCGUGCAAAUUGUAUAUUUGAAAUUCAUUUUCAUCAUGUUUUGUGAAACCCAUUGGUGCACCAAAAAAUCUCUUUUAUACUCUUUAUACAUUAUUUUUCUAUACAUGUAUUUCAUUCUAGGGUUUAUGAGAGUCUGUUUUUAUUAAUCUCUUAUCUUUAACGUCAGAAUUUUCUAUGCAUUGAUUUUGUAUAAACAAGAAGUGAAUUGGUAAUAGUAAAUUAACUGUCAAACAGUCAAAAAUUCUAUGUUUGUGCAUUGGUAAAAAUGAAAAGGAGGGAUAUUAAAUUCAGUCAUCUAACAUCAAAAUAUAAUUCUAACUGGAA